AUGUCGGCCGCCGUGGCGUGCCUGGACUACUUCGCCGCCGAGUGCCUGGUGUCCAUGUCCGCGGGCGCCGUGGUUCACCACCGCCCGCCGGACCCCGAGGGCGCAGGCGGAGCCGCCAGCUCGGAGGUGGGUGCGGCGCCGCCGGAGUCUGCUCUGCCGGGUCCGGGGCCACCGGGGUCCGCGUCGGUCCCCCAGCUUUCCCAGGUCCCCGCCUCCAGCCCCGGCGCGGGCGGCGCCGCGCCCCACCUGCUGGCUGCAAGCGUCUUGGCUGAUUUGCGCGGCAGCUCUGGGGAGGGCUUUGGAGAGAACUCGGGGGAAACUCUGCGCGCCUCCUCUGGCUCCUCCGACCCGACCCAAGGCUGGGGGCCGCCCAGGUGCCUCCAGCCCGACCCAGCCUACAGCGUGGAAGCAGUCUCGGGACCUUCGAGCACAUUUGGCGCGCCCGCCGUCCCAAGCGCGCCAGCAGUCCCUGGCGCGCCCGCAGUCACCUGUGGGGUGUCCGGCAGGGCCCCAGGAGCCAGCCCCGCCCCUGCAGCAGGUCAGAUGUACCGGAGAAGGCCGGUAACACCUGCUGCCAAGCGCCACCAAUGCCCCUUUCCGGGCUGCACCAAAGCCUACUACAAGUCAUCACACCUCAAGUCCCACCAGCGUACCCACACGGGUGAGCGCCCUUUCUCCUGCGACUGGCUCGACUGCGACAAGAAGUUUACGCGUUCUGACGAGCUGGCCCGCCACUACAGGACGCACACGGGUGAAAAGCGCUUCUCCUGCCCUCUCUGCCCCAAGCAGUUCUCCCGGAGCGACCACUUGACCAAGCAUGCCCGCCGCCAUCCAACUUAUCAUCCCGACAUGAUAGAGUACCGGGGGCGUCGCCGCACACCCCGCAUCGAUCCACAACCUACCAGUGUGGUGGAAAGCUCCAGCUCUGGCUCCAGCUCUGGCUCCAGCUCCUGCUCUGGUUCUGGCCAGACUCCCAGCCUCACAACCUACUUGUAGGACAGUCAUUGCUGUCUGUUGUCCCAUCAAGGACUGUUCCUCCAAGUUUUUGUCCCCGCUUUCUCUCUGCCCAUCCCACUUUUCUAGAGUCUUUAGACCAAGGCACAGACUGAGUCCUCCUCUCUGAGGGUGGGUCCAGACGGGUAUGUUGGACUAUGGGGAGGGACUGGGAGCAAGAAAAUAGUGGAAAUUUUUACAACACAAAUACCAUCCUAAAAGUAGGAAUUGCCUCAAGACAGUCCCCAGGAACUUGUGAGAAGGGAUGAACUCAUGGUACUCUGCAGAGUACUGAAGAUUCUCCCCACCCUGGAACCAGAAAUGUGAAACUGGAAUUCUCAGAUGGCUGAGGAGCUCCCAGUCUCAAAGGACUGGUGUCUCACCCACCAGGGUGGACCUUGGAGAGGGUGUCAGGGGUGGCAGUCUUGGAAAUGUCCAUGACUGGGUUGGUGAGAGGCCUUUGGAAACAGAAAUUAUUUCUAUUUCUGUAAACAGCAAUGUUUACUAAUUUAUUUUUAGUAUCUUUUAAACAAGGAUUCAAGGUUGAUAGGACACUGAUGUCCUCCCCCAGUUGCCCCAGCUACCUCUGCUAGGAGAGGCUAUGUAAGUGUCCAUGUGGAUGUAUGGCUGGGAGAUGUUUCUUGGUGUCUGAGGAGUGGUGUGAGUAUGUUUGUAGGUUUUAUAGCAUGAUUUGAAACCAUGCUUUUUCGUCUGUAGCACUUCUCCCAAUUUGAAUUUUACUUACAAAUGGUAACUUUCAGGCUUACGCAGAAUGAGAUUAGUUAAACAAUGUGGCAACAACCGUAAAAGUACCAGAAAUUGGCUAUCACCUAGAUGGCAACCAGGUCACCUUUUGGGCGGAGUGGGUAUAAAAUAAGACCUUACAAAACCAUGGGUAACAUUCAGGGAAACAGGGGCAUGUGGUUCCAGCUGCCCAACCUCAAAUGAUCU
Molecule: messenger RNA, 1944 nt
Organism: Heterocephalus glaber (naked mole-rat)
Lineage: Eukaryota; Metazoa; Chordata; Mammalia; Rodentia; Bathyergidae
Gene: Klf14
Product: KLF transcription factor 14
Biological process (GO): regulation of transcription by RNA polymerase II
Molecular function (GO): RNA polymerase II cis-regulatory region sequence-specific DNA binding; DNA-binding transcription factor activity, RNA polymerase II-specific
Source: RefSeq, a predicted model, not a curated record